UCUCGAUCUUCCGAUGCAUUGUAACAUUGUUGGAGAACAUAAACUCUCGAGCACAAUGCUUCGACAUCCAUAAUGCCGUGUUGACUUUCCGAUGUGACUUCGGUGGGUAUCAACUAUUGCGGGGAUCCCGAAAACAGAGAUGUAGUCUGUACUCUGGUCUGUGGGCAGACUCUGAGGUCUCACUAUGCUGCUCUAUCUGCUGUUGGUCUUUCAAACGAAGGUCAAUGCCCAGAUAGACCCAGCUCAGUGUCGUUAUCCUCUUGGUAUGGAGGACGGGAGGAUCAAAAACGAUGACAUCACUGCCUCCAGCCAAUGGUAUGAAACCACUGGCCCUCAGUAUGCAAGGUUGAAUAGAGAGGAGGGUGAUGGUGCCUGGUGUCCUGCUGGUCAACUGCAACCCUCUGAUGUUCAGUAUCUUCAGCUGGACCUUCAUCAGCUCAUUUUCCUCACCAUUGUUGGUACACAGGGUCGAUACGCACGCAACUCUGGUAACGAGUAUGCACGCAAGUACCGUAUAGAAUACAGUCGUGAUGGACACCGAUGGAUCUCCUGGAAAAACCGCUUUGGCUAUGAGAUUAUAAUGGGUAAUGUAAACACAUACGACUCUGUCGUGAGAGACCUCAAUCCUCCCAUCAUCACUCGUUUCCUGAGGCUGAUUCCCGUCACUGAUGCUGUACACACUGUGUGUAUGAGAGUGGAGCUGUUUGGAUGCCCCUGGUUUGAUGGCCUGAUGGCAUACAGCUCUUCUGAGGGUCAGACUAUGAUGGCUCCAGGAUAUCCCAUUACACCACUCAACGACUCCACAUACGAUGGUGCUCUAGAACGCAGGAAGCUGUCUGGGGGGCUGGGCCAGCUGACGGAUGGUGUGAUUGGUCAGGAUGAUUUUGUACAGAGGACGCGGCACAGCUUGUGGCCUGGAUACGACUACGUGGGUUGGAGGAAUGACAGCUUGGGCCCUGGAUAUGUGGAGAUGGAGUUUCAGUUUGACAGACAACGAAACUUCACUUCUAUGAAGGUUCACAGCAAUAACAUGUUCUCUCGGGGUGUGAAGAUCUUCGCAUCCGUGUCAUGUGUGUUUAAAACACACCUCAUCUCAGAGUGGGAACCCAAUCCGGUGGAGUUCCACACCGUCAUAGACGACCGUAAUCCAAGUGCUCGCUAUGUGACCGUUCCAUUGAACCACAGAACAGCUGCUGCUCUGUGCUGCCGCUUUUACUUUGCCGAUACUUGGAUGAUGUUCAGUGAAAUCUCAUUCCAGUCUGCAACUAAUGUACUUCCUACAAAGAGGCCCCCAGUGUUGACUCCUCCUUCAUAUGAGGCAGACAUCAAUCUACAAUAUACUACACAAAAAACAGAGGACAGGACAACACCAUCAAAGACGGGUUCUCCUGAAGAGGGCAGUACAUCAAUUCUGAUUGGCUGUCUGGUGACUAUUAUUCUCCUGCUGGUGGUAAUCAUCUUCCUGAUUCUCUGGUGUCAAUAUGUGUGCAAAGUCCUGGAGAAGGCUCCAAGGCGUAUUUUAGAGGAGGAGGUGAUGGUCCGUCUUUCCUCCUGCAGUGACACUAUAAUCCUGCAGACUCCACCGGUGCCCCCCCGCAUCUCCCUCGACCCCCCGUAUGAGAGGAUCUUCCUGCUGGACCCCCAGUAUCAGGAUCCCGCGGCACUCAGGAACAAACUGCCAGAGCUGUCUCAAAGCGCAGAGGACUCUGCCUGUAGCGGCGGUUAUGCUGAGCCAGAUGUGACUUUAUGCACCCCACACCAGUGUUUUCAAAGCAGUGUGCCUCAUUAUGCUGAGACUGACAUCAUCAGCCUGCAGGGAGUCACUGGCAGCAACAUGUAUGCCGUUCCUGCCCUCACUGUCGAUUCCCUCACGAGGAAGGACAUCUCUGUGGCAGAGUUCCCUCGAAAGAGACUGCUGUUUCGAGAGAAACUGGGAGAAGGCCAGUUUGGGGAGGUACACCUGUGUGAGGCAGAAGGUUUGGCAGAGUUUCUGGGGGAAGGUGCCCCAUUACCUGAGCAAGAUGGUAGGCCGGUGCUGGUAGCGGUUAAACAGCUCAGAGCGGAUGCCACCAGCAAUGCCAGGAACGACUUCCUGAAGGAGAUUAAGAUCAUGUCUCGUCUGAAUAACCCGAAUAUCAUUAAGCUGCUGUGUGUGUGCGUGAGCUCAGACCCUCUCUGCAUGGUGACGGAGUACAUGGAGAACGGAGACCUCAACAUGUUCCUGUCCCAGAGAGAGAUAGAGAGCACACUCACAUAUGCCAACAACAUUCCAUCUGUCAGCAUUGCUGACCUGUUGCACAUGUCGGUGCAGAUUUCUUCUGGGAUGAAGUAUUUGGCCUCUCUGAACUUUGUGCAUCGUGAUCUGGCCACUCGGAAUUGUCUUCUGGACCGACAUCUCACCAUAAAGAUCUCUGAUUUCGGCAUGAGCAGAAACCUGUACAGUAGUGAUUACUAUCGUAUACAAGGCCGCGCUGUACUGCCUAUACGCUGGAUGGCCUGGGAGAGUAUCCUACUGGGGAAGUUCACAACAGCGAGUGAUGUGUGGGCAUUUGGAGUAACUCUCUGGGAGAUCUUCACUUUAUGUAAAGAGCAGCCCUACAGCCUGCUGUCUGAUGAACAGGUCAUUGAGAACACGGGAGAGUUCUUCAGAAACCAGGGAAGACCGAUUUUUCUCUCUGCCCCGCCGCUCUGCCCAUCCUCUCUGUUUGAGCUGAUGAUGCUUUGCUGGAGUCGAGACAUCACCGAUCGGCCCUUUUUUCACAGUUUAUAUCAGGCCCUGCGAACUUUUGCGCCCCAUUCAUGACUGACACCUGCUCUACUUAACCUGGAGGAGAACUGUCUGGAAGUAUUCAGACUGUGUUCAGUCAGUGAAGGUAGACAUGGAAAAUUAUAGCCACAAUGUAGCGUCAUCAGAGCGUUAGAAAUCCAGUGGAGAAGAAAUCUACAGAUAAUGAGAUUUUUCCAAAGGCAUUCAUUCAUUUAUUCAUCUCCAUUGGGACUCAAAGAGUUUCUUUCCAAACAUAGACACUUGAGAUUUUGUUUUGAUUUCCUUUGAGUACAAUUUUCUUUCUUGUCUUUAUCAUAAAUGUGUUUUUGUCAUUUUGUUGUUAUAUCCUGUGUUGAGAAGAUCAGUGACUCCUGAGCCUACUGUAUAUUCUAGGCGUAAAGAACCAACUGGAGGAAUUGUAUUUGUCAGAACUGUGGUUGUGUAUUGUUUAGCACUGCUGUCUUUGUUUAUUCUAUUUUAUGUUUUUAUUCAAUGCAAAAAGUCAUUUUCUUAAUUAGUAUUUGUCUUGCUUUCCAGUAAGUAUAUCCAAGCAUCCUUAAAACAACAUCAAUUUACUUAAGAAGCAAAAUGGCAUAAAAUAUUCUUGACUUGUGUUCAGGAAAAUCAAACAAAAAUUAGUAAGGCUCACGCUUAAAAGAAGAAAAAACCAUUUGCAAAUGGGAUACAAAAAAAUCAACUUGUUUUCCCUUUGAAUUCACUAUUUAUUUCUCUUAAAUUGUGAUAUCAUUUAAUAUUUACAGUGGCAAGAAAAAGUGUGUGAACCCUUUGGAAUUAGAUGGUUUUCUACAUGAAUUGGUCAUAAAAUGUGCUUUCAUCUUUAGCAAAGUCACAAAUAUAGACAAACAAACAACACAUCAGUCCACAAAACAUUUUCCCAGUGGCGUUGUGGAGUGUCAAAGUGGUCUUUGGCAAACUUCUGGCGUGCUGGAAUGUUUUGUUGGAAAGCAGCGGCUUCCUUCGUGGUGUCCUGUCACGGACCCCAUGCCUGUUUUAUGUUUUCCGUAUAGUAGCCUCAUGAACAGAGAUGUUAACCAGUUCCAAUGAUUCCUUCAAGUCUUUAACUGUCAAUCUAGGGUUCUUUUUUACAUCAUUGAGCAUUCUGCGAUGUACCCUUUGAGUCACCUUUACUAGACGGCCACUUCUAGGGAGAGUAGCCACAGUACUAAAUUGUCUACAUUUAUAGACAGUUUGUCUAACUGAUGAACAUCUAAGCUCUUCGAGAUCAAUUUGUAACCCUUUCCAGCUUUAUGCAAAGCAACAGUUCUUGACCGUAGGUCUUUUGAGAUCUCUUUUUUUUUGUGUGCGUGUGGCAAGGUCCACGUCAGCAGAUGCUUCUUGUGAAUAGCAAGCUCAAAAUGUUUAAGUCCUUUUUAUAAGUCAAAGUAGGUCUAACCGUGCGUUCGCACCAGAGGCGGCGAGAAUCGACCGGAAGUCGUUCAUUUUCAAUGACAGCCAGCGUCUCUCGGCAGCGAGUCUUGGGCGGUGUGGGCGUCAGAUGAAAGUUCAAGUGCAGUCAACAUUAUGGUAAUGAGCUGUGACGCUGUUCGGCGGCAACCUAUUGGAAUAUAGAAGUGCUCCGCUCUAGCGAAGUCUAGAGAACACAACAGUGUAAACUUUGGUUCCCACCAAACAUUAGUUCCGAAGAUAAAAUGGAGGAGAAACUAAUUAUUGCCGUGGCAGGUUUCCCAGUAAUAUAUGAUCAGUCCCUGUUUGCUUACAGGGAUAUAAAACAACCAAGACCACAGUUAUUAUUACAAAUGUAUUUUAUUUUUAUAACAAACAACUAUAAUUUUAUUUACUUUCUGCCAUCGAUCAAUUUCUUAUUUUCACAUUUUAAAGAGUUCAUGAGGAUAUACGCUACUUGUGAUAGGUCGGCAAAAAGUAAAUGGUCGACAUGUCUGGAUGUUUAAAUUGCAGCCCCUUUAAAUAUAGUUCACAAAACAAAGCAUUCUGAACAAACGUUGCCGCCUAUUUCAACUACAUCAGAGCGUCCACGAGCCCUUGAGCGUCGAAGGCAGGGCAGCCAGAGCUAAUUUUGAUGCUCUCGCCUACUUCUGGUGUGAACGUACGGUAAUCCACACCUCCAAUCUCGUUUCAUAAAUUAUGAUGUAUUCAGUAAGAACAAUUUCUGGGAUUUUAAGACAAAUGUAUACAUAAAUGCAGGUAAUUCCAAAGGGUUCACAUACUUUUUCUUGACACUGUAUCUUGUUUUAAGGACAUUUAGAUAUUUUUAUUAGUAAAAAAAGACUUUUUUGAUUAAGAGAGGGACCUUUUGCCAUGUUUGUCCUAUUUUUGUUCCUUAUUUACCCCCACACUGGAGUUGUUAUGCCUUGUUUAUUCUGAAUCUGUGGAUAGUAUGAUAUUAAGUGUUUUGCUUUCUGAAUAUGAAUGUUAUUUUACAGGUUCUUUGGAUAUAGCCAGGUUGGAGAUUGCUCUGCCUGGAUCUAGCAGAACUACUGUUAUAGUUAGAUUAAAAACCCUUUCAGAGGUGAGAGGACUGGGUUAUAGAGCCAACAAUGGACUGACGUGCAAUCAAAUGCACUGUUUCUUUCCCCCAACUUAUAAAGGGCCACUUUAAAGUCAACAUGAAAUCAAAAUUGACCAUGUUUUCUUGGCCUUAUUUUGCACAAUUUAUCAUUCUAUAGAAAAAGUUUGUCUGAAUAUGUAUAGAAAUGUAAUAACUUGCUCGGUCUCUAAAAAUAACUUUUUUUUUGGCUGAUGUCAUUUAGGUUAUGUGGACCAGUGAUUAAUGUUAACCAAUCGCCAUAUAGAUAUUUAGGCAUAGUUUUAAGCUUUUGUUGUAGGUAAUAAUUAUUUUGUAAUCUUGUCUCUAGUUAAUGCAGUAAUUUAAUGCCAGUUAAUGUGAUAAAUAUUACCACAAUAUAAUCAAAAGAUAAAAAAGCAUAACCAUUGGAUGAUUUUUUUUCUAUUUUUUAUUAUUAUUAUUCUUGUUCAGUAUUCUGUUUCAAAAUAUAUCACAUUUUGAAAGUAAAAUGGGUUGCGAAUGCAUUUCAUGUUGACUUUAUUAUUUGGCAAAAAUGGCAAUAUUUCACCCCAACAGCCAGACAAACCGAAUUCCAACUAAAUUGCAAAGGAAAACUCUACAACUCCUCGAUGAUGGCAUACAGUUCUACGAUUGCAUUGUUGUUGAAUCUAGAUGAAUUAAGUCUGGCUGAGGAUGAAAUACUGGCCCAAUUUGAUAUUGAAAGAGAUCCAAAGAGAUCCAUUUGGUCCUGAUCUCUGUAGAAGGCACAUUAUUACAGGGGAACAUGUAUGCCAUGUUCAAAUUAUUCAAAGCACAUUUUGACUUUCUCUGUUUUUACCCAUUUUAAUGUUUUAUAAAACUGCUUAAUGUCAUAAUAUCUUUAGCAAUAAUUUUUAAAAGUUAUACGAGACUUGCACCAAGAAAACACUCUUAAAUCUUAAAAUAAUUUGGUGGACUACAAUGUAACCAAGACCUGGUAUUUCCUUCUUUUUCCAUCAGCUUCUACUAGAUUUGACAGCAUUCCUUUUCCAUAGUUUGUGUUUACUGUAUUUCAGAAAUUGUCUUAAAAUGUACAGAAGUUUUAUUGUUCGGCUGCUGAAAGGUUUCGGCUAUGCAGGAUGUUGGAAAAUCCUCCAAUAGCACUGGGAUUUAGAUUGAAUGUUGGUGGAUGGAAAACCAUUAAACUUAACUUCCCAGAAGCC
Xyrauchen texanus (razorback sucker) is the source of this 6475-nucleotide messenger RNA. It is a transcript of the gene ddr2l, whose product is annotated as discoidin domain receptor family, member 2, like. NCBI's taxonomy places the organism in Eukaryota, Metazoa, Chordata, Actinopteri, Cypriniformes, Catostomidae. Gene Ontology annotation, molecular function: collagen binding; ATP binding; protein tyrosine kinase collagen receptor activity. Gene Ontology annotation, biological process: positive regulation of kinase activity; multicellular organism development; cell surface receptor protein tyrosine kinase signaling pathway. The record is from RefSeq and is a predicted model, not a curated record. The coding region runs from base 185 to 2803 and encodes 872 amino acids. Gene Ontology annotation, cellular component: signaling receptor complex; membrane. The transcript has 17 exons.